Sphaeroforma arctica JP610 is the source of this 2531-nucleotide messenger RNA. RefSeq names its product acetyl-CoA synthetase. The transcript has 19 exons. The coding region runs from base 94 to 2148 and encodes 684 amino acids. Gene Ontology annotation, molecular function: AMP binding; acetyl-CoA synthetase activity. The record is from RefSeq and is a predicted model, not a curated record. Gene Ontology annotation, cellular component: mitochondrion. Lineage: Eukaryota; Ichthyosporea; Ichthyophonida.
AGCCCAUAUAGAUAUAUUUAGAUAGAUAUAUAUAGCACUGAUAUAGCGUCUAAGACAGUCACUGACGUUUAUGUGUUCAAGUGUACAGUGAACAUGUUUUCUAUGCGUGUGCUAUGGAGCCGUCUGCCAAGCGUGACUGGCGCUUUGACAGUACGGCCACCCUCAAGUCUGGCUCGUAUCGCUCAGCGUGUCUCAGCGACCACUUUUCACUCGCGAGAUACUAGCAUUGACUACCCGGAUGCUGGAGGAUCACCCGAGUACAAGAGCAUGUACCAGAGAAGUAUCGAUGAUCCGGACACUUUCUGGGGCUUAGCUGCUAAGAAGCAUCUGUUGUGGGAACGUCCGUACGAUAUCACGAGCUCAGUCUUCCUGGAGGAGGGGUUCAUCAGUUGGUUCCACGGAGGAAAGUUGAAUGCCUCGGUUAACUGUGUGGAUAAGCAUAUCAAAUUGCGCGCGAAUGCCACUGCCCUUAUUUGGGAAAAGGAUGAACCCGGUCAGGAAGAGCGAAUCACUUACCACAUGCUCUUGUCAAAGGUUUGCCGAAUGGCCAACACAUUGCGACGAGCGGGAGUGCGAAAGUACGAUGUAGUGACUCUGUACAUGCCCACCAUGCCUGAGGCUGUAUAUGCGAUGCUUGCCUGUGCUCGACUAGGAGCAACCCACAGCGUUGUCUUUGCAGGUUUUAGCGCGGACGGUUUGGCAGCACGAAUCAACAGUUCCAACUCGACUCACGUCAUCACCGUCGAUGAGGGUGUGCGUGCAGGCAAGAUUCUCCCAAUGAAGAAGACAGUGGAUGAAGCGGUGGCCAAGUGUCCCUCGAUCAAACAAGUUCUGGUCUGCAAGCGUACCGGCAACCCGGUGCCCAUGGGACCCAUUGAUCUCGACAUGAACCUGGAGAUGAAGAACUCACGCCCGUAUUCGACAGCCGAAGUGAUGUCGUCGGAGGAUCUAUUAUUUUUGCUGUACACGUCCGGAUCUACUGGCGCUCCCAAAGGCAUUGCCCAUUCGACUGCCGGAUACUUGCUGUACGCCUCCAUGACCCACAAAUACGUAUUUGACUACAAGGAGGGAGACGUGUUCGCAUUCUUUGGUGACUUGGGAUGGAUUACUGGCCACUCAUAUGGAGUUUACGGUCCGCUCAUGAACGGAGGAACGUCAGUACUGUUUGAAUCUACUCCCGCCUACCCUGACUACGGGCGGUUCUGGGAGACAGUUGAGCGUCUUAAGAUAAACCAGCUAUACACCAGUCCCACCGCUAUCCGUCUGCUAUUACAACAAGGCGAUGAAUGGGUCAACAAGUACGAUCUGUCGUCGCUUAAGACUCUUGGUUCAGUGGGUGAGGCUAUCAAUCCCGAGGCUUACAACUGGUACAGAGAUGUUGUCGGCAAAGGCAGAUGCAGCAUUGUUGAUACCUGGUGGCAGACGGAAACCGGAGGAAUCAUGAUUUCGCCAUUGGCACACGAUAAGGAUACCAAGGCCGGAGCUGCUACACGCCCAUUCUUCGGAGUGAUUCCUUCUAUUCUGGACCCCAAUGGCAAUGAGCUGGAGGGUAAUGAUGUGGAGGGUGUUCUGGCAAUCAAGACCGCCGGACCAGGUAUGGCCCGUACUAUCUACAGACAGCACGAACGGUUCUUGGAGACGUAUCUAAAACCGUUCCCAGGUUACUUCUACACUGGCGAUGGUGCCAAGCGCGACAAGGAUGGUCACAUCUGGAUCACUGGUCGCGUUGACGAUGUACUCAAUGUGAGUGGACACCGUAUAGGUACUGCCGAACUAGAGGCAGAAAUCAACAGCCACCCACUCGUCGCAGAAAGCGCGGUUGUCGGCAGACACGACGACAUCAAGGGCCAAAGUGUGUUUGCAUAUGUCACACUCAUGCAAGGCACCAAGCACAAUGAUCCUGCGGCCGAAGCAGAUAUAGUGACCGAUCUAAAGAAAAGAAUCUCGGCGAAGAUUGGAGGGUUUGCACGCCCGGAUAACGUUAUCUGCAACAACGAUCUGCCGAAAACCAACUCCGGUAAAAUCAUGCGCCGAAUCUUGCGCAAGGUGGCUGCAGGUGAAUAUACCGAAAUUGGAGAUAUCUCCACUCUGAACAAUCCCGAUUGUGUUGCGAAUCUGAUUGAGAAGAGGAAGAAGAUGGACAAGUAGGUAGGCUAACUCUUCGAAGAAAGAAACUAGUUGGGCAGCUGAAGAGGAGUGGAACGACGUCUGUCUGGACAUAUAACCAAGGCAUACGACAAGGUCGCUCUCCCACGCCUAUGGGAGCUAUAUUUAUCAAUGGCUACUCAGAGUAUGAACCAAAUACACCCUAUCUCGAGAUUCUAAUUGAGAAUGACAAACUGUAAAAUUCGGACUUGAACAUUCCUGUUUUGUGCCGAGAAUUAAUAAAUCAGAAGCGAAGACAGUCGCACCCAUAGGUCUAAUGAUCUAAAUAAAUUAGAAAAUGACCAUCUCGAUGUGAGAUUUGAGAGUAUAUUAGAAGCCUGGAGAGAAUGAAAAGGUCUUGUCCAGCUUCCUAUUUAUGAGUCGCC